AGAAGGAGGAUCAGAGAAACACCGAUCACAGGAGAGAGCUGCAGUCUCCUCCGACUGUCACAUUUACAGCGUUUGUUUCACUCGCGGAGGACGGAAAAUUACGAAACUUUGCCUUGUUUUGUUUGCAAUCGACAGGAAAGCCACGAGCCCUCCAGCCAAACGAAAACGCAUCCAGAUGUUUCAUGUCUGAGGGUCGCUGUCAUACGAGACCAGACCAGAGGAUCCAUCCAGCUCUUCAUCCGAGAUCUCCCUUCAUGUAUUGAUUUUUUAUUUUAUUUUAAUGUAUUUAUAAUCAGUUUCUUCUUCAAGUUUUCUCUGAAGAUUUGAGGCAGGACUAAAUUAGUCUGUCUGGUGAGAAUGAAGCUGAAGGCUUUAGCUGGAGGUCUUUUCCUGAGUUUGCUUGUCCUCUGGAAUGUUUGUGACUGUGUUAAGACUCAUCAGGACGCGACCGAGACCGUAAUCAACCUCUUGGAGGCUCUUAGCAUCACUCACACUAUCCCCGGGUUGACUAAGGUCAAUGGUCGUGACCCAAAGACGGCAGCCUGGCGUUUCCGUUCCAGCAGGCCUCAUCUCAAACUACCCCAGACAUUUUUGGACUACCUCUUCAACACCUCACAGGGCGUCCUGGGUUUGCACCUGGUGGGCAGUCAGCGCAGAGGCUCGGAGGCUACCCUCAUCUCCUUUACCUCCUCUACCUUCCUGAAGAAUGGCGAUCGUCCCCUGCUGGAGCUCGUCUCCAACACUAAAGCAGACUGGCUUCAGCUGGAGUUCAGGUCAGCGGACGGCCUGCGGCCUGCGGUGCUAAAGGUGCCCGGCGGGAGUCCCUUUACGGGCAGAGGUUGGGUGAGGAUGGCUCUGAGUGUGGAGCCCAGGCAGAUUGUGCUGUAUGUGGACUGCCAGGAUGCCGUGGUGCUCAAACUGAAAGAAGGGGGACGAAUCCUGACUCUGGACUUCCCACAUGAUCUGCAGGUUACCUUCUCCAGCACUGUAGGAAAAAAGUCCAGCAAGUUCAUGGGGGCUUGGCAGACGGCUGAACUCUCCACCAGGGCAUAUGAGAGGCGUCCAUGGUUCUGUGACAAUGUAACAGACUCCCUUCCAGACACAGUCAUUCGCACCAGUCCCACCGCAAACUAUAACCUGGAUAUGAUGCUAGAUCAGGGAGACCGUGGAGAUGGUAUAGUAUCAGCUACAAGAUACCCUAUUGAAUCAAACGAACGUCUUGGCCAACUGGAGAACAGCCUGCAUAACAUUAUGACGAUGCUGGACAUGCUGAGAAGACAGAACACGGCCCUGCAGGCGAGAGUUGACUACCUGGAAACGUGUGAGUGUUCGAAACGGAAGUGUGUGUACGAGGGACGAGAGAUGGAUGAGGGGUCCCGCUGGUCUCCUGACAGAAGCACCGUCUGUUACUGCACUCAAGGGAAUGUUCAGUGCGACCGCUUCAAUGAAUGCAGCUUUCAUGGCAAUAUCUAUAGCAAUGGUGAUGUCUUCAGCACAGAUGACUGCAACCGCUGUACAUGUGAUCAUGGCAGAGUAGAGUGUAAUGUAAAUCCAUGUCCAUCACAGUCCUGUCAGCAACCACCUCCUCCUCCUCAGACGACAUGCUGCCCUGUCUGCCAGACAAGAUGUGAAUAUGAGGGUGAAAUCUAUGAGAACGGGAAGCAGUUUGUGUCAAGAUCAAACCCUUGCCUCAAGUGCAGCUGUUCUAAUGGUCAGGUGACAUGUGACCCCAACCAGUGUCCGCCCCCUCCAUGUCCAACCCCAGAUAGGAUAUCUGAAGACUGCACCUCCACAUGUGAUGUGCAGCAGUGUCCUCAGACGUGUCAGGAUGGUGUGAAGCUGUCGUCUGGCUCCUGCUGCACAGAUUGUUCCCGCUGUAACUUUGAGGGGCAGGUUAUUCUAGACGGUGUCUCUGUUCAACCCAUCCAUGACCCCUGCAAACGCUGUGUGUGCAAUAAUGGAAAUAUUAACUGCGUUCAGAACCCACCCUGCCCACCGACUCCCUGUAAUAACCCAGUCACAAGACCAGGAGAAUGCUGUGCACGAUGUGAGGAGUGCACUCAUGAUGGUGAUGUAUACGCAGACGGUCAAACCUUUGUGUCCAGACAGGAUCCAUGCUCAAGAUGUCAGUGCUCGGGUGGACAAGUGUCGUGUGAGUCUGCGAUAUCUUCAUGUCCGUCUGCGAGUUGCACACACCCAACAAAACCACAUGACCAGUGCUGUCCGACUUGUAACACUUGUGAAUUUGAAGGAAGGGUUUAUGUAAAUGGAGAAGAGUUCAGGCCUCCUGGUGGAGGUCCAUGUAUCCAGUGUUUAUGCCAGAAUGGUAAUGUGAGAUGUCAUCAGGAAAAAUGCCCACACUUGAGCUGUGCAGUUCCCACUCCUGCCCGUCCUAACACCUGCUGUCCCACGUGCAGAGGUUGUACGUGGAAUUCUUUUCAAUAUGAAGAAGGAGCCACAUGGACUGUUGCUGACCAAACAUGUUCUUGUCGGGAUGGACAGGUGACCUGUAUUGAAAAUCUCAAAGUGACCCCUGCACCCUGCCCAGAUCACAGAGGUUGUACGUGGAAUUCUUUUCAAUAUGAAGAAGGAGCCACAUGGACUGUUGCUGACCAAACAUGUACUUGUCGGGAUGGACAGGUGACCUGUAUUGAAAAUCUCAAAGUGACCCCUGCACCCUGCCCAGAUCACAGAGGUUGUACGUGGAAUUCUUUUCAAUAUGAAGAAGGAGCCACAUGGACUGUUGCUGACCAAACAUGUACUUGUCGGGAUGGACAGGUGACCUGUAUUGAAAAUCUCAAAGUGACCCCUGCACCCUGCCCAGAUCACAGAGGAUGUACGUGGAAUUCUUUUCAAUAUGAAGAAGGAGCCACAUGGACUGUUGCUGACCAAACAUGUUCUUGUCGGGAUGGACAGGUGACCUGUAUUGAAAAUCUCAAAGUGACCCCCGCACCCUGCCCAGAUCACAGAGGUAAGAGAAAGAAAAGAAACAUAAAAACACACAGGAACUGUUCCAAACCCAAAUGAGUUGUCUCUGUGUCU
This is a messenger RNA of Carassius auratus (goldfish), 3042 nucleotides long. Its product is annotated as kielin/chordin-like protein. Bases 358 to 3027 code for a protein of 889 amino acids. Gene Ontology annotation, cellular component: extracellular region. Gene Ontology annotation, molecular function: protein binding. The transcript has 19 exons. The record is from RefSeq and is a predicted model, not a curated record. Lineage: Eukaryota; Metazoa; Chordata; Actinopteri; Cypriniformes; Cyprinidae. Gene Ontology annotation, biological process: positive regulation of BMP signaling pathway.